Messenger RNA from Lutra lutra (Eurasian river otter), 2256 nucleotides. It is a transcript of the gene RTP5, whose product is annotated as receptor transporter protein 5 (putative). The record is from RefSeq and is a predicted model, not a curated record. The transcript is spliced from 2 exons. Lineage: Eukaryota; Metazoa; Chordata; Mammalia; Carnivora; Mustelidae. Gene Ontology annotation, biological process: protein insertion into membrane; detection of chemical stimulus involved in sensory perception of bitter taste; protein targeting to membrane. Gene Ontology annotation, molecular function: olfactory receptor binding. The coding region runs from base 578 to 1945 and encodes 455 amino acids.
UCUGGGCGUUUACCUCUCUCUUGAACAACAAAUCUGGAAGUAGGUGAUCCUGAAGUAGUACAGGGAUUCUAGCUGUCAUCAAGGUUCCAAAGUCUUGACUUUCUGCUUCCUCCGCAAGUGGCUUCUAACUGCAAGUUCACCUCAUGGUCCAAGGGGGCUGCAGGAGUGCCAGACAUCAUGUCUGCAUCAAUGAACAGACAUGGGGGAGAGUGCAGGGGCGGGGGUUUUCCCAGCCAGCUGGUCCUGCAGGAUGGAGCCUUCCCAGGAGCACAUCCCAAUCAUUUCCUCUCCUACCCCGUGAUCUCACUUUGCUGCAAGGCAGACAGAUGGCGCAUAGCUGAGACAGCCAAGAAGUUUCGGAAAUGCAAAAUGUGAAAGGGAUAUCUACUGACUUGCCAGGAUCAGCUGCAGACGGGACAAAGAUGAGCAGAGAAUUCGUCAGCCGUUGAGAGAGGAGAAGAAUCGCUCUGCACGCAGGCUCCAGUGUGGCCACUGCCAGUGGGGCUGGUCCUCAGCCCACGUGCACAUCCUCUUCCAGGCAUGCUUGGACGAGGACAGCCGCCUGGGGCUGGUGAAGAUGCGCAUCUGGGGCCAGCGGUGCCGGCUCUGCCCGCCGGGCACUGGGGGUGAUUGCCAGGUGAGCCUUCUGAACGUGCGGCUCUUUCUCAACAAGCUGGUCCCGGUCAUCCUGCAGAAGUGCUAUGGGGAGAGCCUCAGCUCUGACCAGUGCCCCGAGAUCUGCUUCGGGGAGCGCUGUGAGGCCUGCGAUCUGGGCGUCUGCUUCUUCCAGAAGCCCCCAGAUCCAGCCUGGGGGCCUGAGGUCAGGAGCACCCCCACCAUCAAGGGCAGGUACACCUUGUACGGAGAGGAUGGCGUGGCCACCCCCGCUGCCGGCAAGCAGCUGCUCACCCUCGGCAGUGGGCCCGUGGUCGACCGUGCCAGGGGCUACACCCCCAACUCCAUUACCAUCCCGCUGUCGGUGUCCGACUUCAUCAGGAACCCGAUUUCUGAGAGCAGCAACUUCUUCAGCCAAGAUGAUGACAUCGUCACCGUCCCCUUCUCCCUCGUGCAUGUGCAUAGGGACCAGGGGCACGUCGGCCCCAGCUCGGGCUACCCUCCAGCGGCCGACCCCCACGCACCACUUAUCAUCGCCAAGGGCUCCAUCUACUUGCCAACCAGGUCCACGGCCACGCCCAAGCGCAGAGGCCUCCUGGUAAACAUCAAAUGCCCCAUCUUCCAUGGCAGAGGCCUCCUUAUCAGCAGCAUCAAGCCCUUCCAGCUGAAAGGCUUCAUCUUCAAAGGCCGGGGCUCCAUCUCCAGCCCCACCGACCCUGAGAAGGGCCUGGGCUCAGUCCCCAGUGCUGCUGGAAACGACCCCCCACCGGUGUCCUAUAUCAUUGGCCUCACGGAUGAUGGGGAGGGCUCCGUCACCUUCCCCUCGUCUUUGGCAGACCUCAUCAGAGACAACUCCAUCCCCGGCGUUGACGGCUGCGUCACCUUCCCCUUCAUCUUUACGGAUGAAGACAAAGGCAAGAAUGCUCCUGCCAAUACCCCACAAGGCAAGGAGGAGGGUGGUGGUAACGGCCCUGUCCCUGCCGGCCAGGAUCCUCUCCCAGGCACCCAUGCCCGUAGACCUGUCACCAUCAGCGAGGGCUCCAUCAGCAUCCCCUUCUCCGUCUUCAACCUCAUAAGACACAAGGGCCCUGGCUCCAUCGCCAGUGGCCGCCGGAGCAGUGGCCUGGCCAUGCAUGGCUAUGACAAGAAGAUGAUGCAGCCGAGGGCCAGGCUCAGCGGGUCUGGCUCCGAUCCCGGCUGGGAGGAGGACUUCUGCUGGGAUGACGACUGCUGCGCGCCGCGUUUCGACCCCUAUGAAGAAGUGUGGAUCUGGGUGUCCAUGACUGUCUGUGUCCUCUGGAUCAUGUACCUGUACAAGUUCAGCCCCUGAUGGCCACCGCAAGCCUGACGCUGCCUGCCAGUGUCUCCCCGUGCCCCUCAGCCGCAGAGCAGCGGGACCCUCUGCCCCUGCCCGCAACCCCAGGGCCCCCAACCCACCCCUGCCCGCCCUCCCCGAGCUGAGCCUGGACCCACAGCCUUCUCCUGCACCCCUGCUUCUGUGUGUGUAGUCUCCUGAUGGGAGUUGUGGCUUCAUGGACGUCCACACCGUGAUUAUCUGCCAAGCUGCCCACCUGGGGUCCAGGCGUGUGUCUGUGUGAGUGUUAUGGUCCAAUAAAAUAAAAGUUAAAAGGAGAAAAACAA